AUGUCGUUAGCCUUACCAACGUCUCCGCUUGAGAUUUCACGUGUUUCAGUAAAAAUUCCACCAUUUUGGAAAACCAAUUCAAAAUUGUGGUUUAGCCAAAUAGAAAGCCAAUUUUUUAAUUCCGGUAUUUCUCAAGAUGCCACGAAAUACCAUGCACUUGUUGGGUCCGUUGAAAGUGAUAUCCUCAACGCUGUAAGCCACAUAAUUGAGAAUCCUCCAACACAAAAUAUGUAUGACACUCUCAAGUCCGCCUUACUUAAUGAAUUUCAAGAUUCCGAGGAAAAACGACUGCAAAAAUUGUUGGAAAAUAUUCAGUUGGGUGAUAAACGUCCCUCUACACUGUUGCGCGAAAUGCGGCAAUUAUCAUCAGGUAAGAUGUCGGACGAUAUGCUGAAAUCUUUAUGGUUCCAACGUUUGCCAGCAACUUUAAAAGCGGUGUUAUCAAUAAGUUCGGAUAGCUUAGAUAAACUGGCGGUCAUGGCUGACAAAAUAAAUGAUCAGCUUGAUUCUUCUUCUCUUUGUCAAGUUAGUACGCCUAGCCAAACUCCACUUGAACAAAUAGAAAAGCAGAUAAGUGAACUUAUUCAGCGCAUUGAUGCAAUAAAUUCUCCUCUAUCCCAUGGAAGAAAUCGCAGCCGUAAAGAAGCAGAAGCAAUAGCAGAGGCCGAAAUGUAUCAAGAAACUUAUGUUGGUAUCAUUUUACGUUCGGCUCAAAAGCGACUAAAUGCCGUCCUCCUUGUGCACAGCAAGCGGAAAACUAAAAACUCCUUCGUCUAA
Molecule: messenger RNA, 777 nt
Organism: Lucilia sericata (common green bottle fly)
Lineage: Eukaryota; Metazoa; Arthropoda; Insecta; Diptera; Calliphoridae
Exons: 1
Coding region: 1-777 (258 amino acids)
Source: RefSeq, a predicted model, not a curated record